GGGGUAACGAAAAUAAUAUAGUAUAUCAACAUCUUCCUCAACCCACAGAUUCAAGUCAGCAGUUCAAAGUUAAUGUUACUAAUAUAUAUAUAAAUAAUAAUCAAAUUAACUUAAAUGGGUUAAUCUGGUUUGAUAGCGGAAUCCAAUACAUCCAGCUAGAUGAUAAUAGUGCUAGCGAAAUUGUAAAUCAAUUACCGGGAGGAAAUUAUUCUAAUGGUAUCGCAACUGUAGAUUGUAAUAUUUCAGAUACUUUUGAUCUAUCUUUUGAAAUUGCAAAUAAAAAGUGGAGACUACCAUCAAGCGUAAUUAGUAAAGAUAAAGUGAGUGGUACAAAUAAAUGUGAAUCUAUAAUUACUGGCGGCGCUAAUGACGGUUCUUGGAUAUUUGGAAGUGCCUUUAUUGCGAACUUUUAUAUGGUUUUCGAUCAAACAAAUUCGCAAUUUGGUAUUGCUUCUCGAAGCGAUAUUAAUUAUGGUCCUGCUCCUUCUGCUCCUCCUGGCUCUGUUGGAAUAAUGAUUCAAGUCCCUGGAAAUGAUGCAAAAUGCUUGCAGAUAAAAAGUUCAAAAAUGGGACCUAAAGCAUUUUCUUUGUCUAAUAAUACUGAUCCGGAUGGGUUUUACCAUGUAGACAAAACAGUUUAUCCCGCAAUGACUGACGUUUUAUAUACUUUUUACUUUUCUCCAUAUUCAUUAAAUGGCUCGGAAUGUCCUGUGACUGAUGAUGGAUCUAUAGCUACUACUCCUCAGUUAAAAGCAGACACUACAACUGAUCCAUGGAAAAUUACAAUAAGAGCUUAUUCUGUCGGAGUAAAAGUUCAUGUUCCUGUUGGAAUAACAAAUUAUGUGGAAAUAGAUAGAGUGAAUGAUAUUGGAUUUGCUUGGUACACGCCAUAUUUUUAUAUAGAUAAAGUAGAUAACGAAGGGUAUUUUUAUAUAAACAAUUUUUUGGUAUACAAUGGCUGUCGAUAUAUCUUUUUUGCUACUCCUGAAGUACAUACGCCUACUUUAGUGCCAAACCUUACAAAUGAUCCAUGGGCAGUAGUCAUCAACAGUGUGUAA
Molecule: messenger RNA, 1058 nt
Organism: Dentiscutata heterogama
Lineage: Eukaryota; Fungi; Glomeromycota; Glomeromycetes; Diversisporales; Gigasporaceae
Source: the annotation of a GenBank genome assembly